Danio rerio (zebrafish) is the source of this 939-nucleotide messenger RNA. Lineage: Eukaryota; Metazoa; Chordata; Actinopteri; Cypriniformes; Danionidae. The record is from RefSeq and is a predicted model, not a curated record.
UGUAUGGAUAAACGCUCCAGACUGACCUUAUUGGCCGGGCAGGAACAGGGAGGUGUGGAGAGAGACUGAAAAACUAAACAAACGUCCCUUCAGCCCAGCCGGAGAGCACAAUCCACUCUCUUUCUCUACCGUUUCCAGCACAUUGGUCAGAAACGAACCAGCGGUCAGAAUGUCUGCAGCCAAACGCGCCAAAGGAAAGACGACGAAGAAGCGUCCACAAAGAGCCACGUCCAAUGUCUUCGCCAUGUUCGACCAGUCGCAGAUCCAGGAGUUUAAAGAGGCCUUUAAUAUGAUCGACCAGAACAGAGACGGCUUCAUCGAUAAGGAGGAUCUGCAUGACAUGCUCGCCUCUCUGGGGAAGAACCCAUCAGAUGAGUAUCUGGAGGGGAUGAUGAGUGAAGCUCCAGGCCCCAUCAACUUUACUAUGUUUCUCACCAUGUUUGGAGAACGUCUGAACGGCACCGACCCUGAAGACGUGAUCCGAAACGCCUUCACCUGCUUCGAUGAGGACGCCACUGGGUUCAUCCACGAGGAUCAUCUCCGAGAUCUGCUGACCACUAUGGGCGAUCGCUUCACAGAUGAAGAAGUGGACGAGCUCUUCCGAGAGGCGCCCAUCGACAAGAAAGGAAACUUCAACUACGUGGAGUUUACUCGCAUCCUAAAGCACGGAGCCAAAGACAAGGACGACAUGUAAAAAACAGCAGCCGCAGUCAUUACCAUUAGUACAUAAAAUCACCCGCAGAAGUGUUCAGACUGAAACGGCUGCAGGAGCCAUUUUUGAAGUCUAAAAACACAAAGAUAAAUAUAUGAAGCCAUCAAGAAGACACUAAAUUUGAUGAAGUUACAUGUUGAGAAUAAAGUUCGUAUAUUUUAGAAUAAGGUCCCCAUGGAAGGUAAUUUCAGCCAAUUUUGAAUAAAUCGAUAAAAAAAAAUGUACGC